GGCGAAUGAAGCGGAAGUCUCGCACAUUCACAGAAAACAGCUGACUUCUGCACUGGUGACAAAUAAGGAGGAUAAAAGCAACUCAUUUCAGCCUCCAAAGCACUACUUGGUGCAGCUGCUCCCUCUAGUGGUGAAUUAUGAGGAUCUAUUACUGUCUUAGUCAAGGUCAUUGUUCAUUUGAGUGUGUUUACAUGUCAUGAGAAAUUAUAACAUUGUUGACAGAAUGUGAACACUGGACAGUAAACACAACAUCAGCAUCUCUACAUACCCUCAUCAUCCUGAACCAAUCAGAAGACACCCCUGCCAAUUUCCCAUAACAAAAAGAGUUAUCAUUAAGAUGUAUAAUCGCACACUGCCAUGUGGAUCCAUGUGGACUCUGACUGUCCUAUUUGAUCUAGGAACAACAUUCACCUGUCUGUCUAACACACCUGUUUUUUUGUGUUUAACACGCUGAGUCUGAGACCUCUGGAUUUGGACACUAAAUCGCUGCCCAACAGGAUUAUAUUUGUUCAGAACAGGCUACUUUUAGGAAAACCAAUGAAAUAGACAAAAGCGUGUGAGGCAGAGGUCAAUGAUGGUUCAGGGCAAGUGUGACCUCAUCGCUCUGUGCCUGGGCAUCAUCGGUCUGAUCGGGACGGUGGCCGUCACGGGCCUCCCCAUGUGGAAAGUGACGGCGUUCAUCGGGGAGAACAUCAUCGUGAUGGAGACCCGCUGGGAGGGUCUGUGGACGACGUGCUUCAGACAGGCCAACAUCCACAUGCAGUGCAAAGCGUACGACUCUCUGCUGUUCCUCCCGCCGGACCUGCAGGCGGCCCGGGGCUUGACGUGUAGCGCACUGGCUCUGUCUGCACUCGGGCUGCUCGCGUCUCUUUUCGGCCUCCGUUGCACGUCGUGUCUCAAGGAUCAACCGCGUGUCAAAAGCGCGUUUGCGAUUGCCUCGGGGGCGAUGCAGAUUUUAGCAUCCGUUUGCGUUAUCAUCCCGGUCUCUUGGACGGCUCACGCUAUUAUUAGAGACUUCUACAAUCCUCUACUUGUGGACGCGCAGCGCAGGGAACUAGGAGAGGCGCUGUAUAUCGGUUGGGUAACUAGUGCUUUUCUAAUGGCGUCUGGAGUUAUAUUUCUCUGUCGUCGUGUUGGUCCAAAACCAGGCUCGUCAAUUUAUUCAAACCGACAAGUUAAUAAACCCGCUGUAAGGGCCUUUAACUCAAACAGCCUCUCCAUUCUGCAGCCUUCUGCGUUCAGCUACGCCAUUGCGCCUUCUAGUGGCCAACAUUCACCUUGCAGUGUGCAACCGGUGACCACUGGGUCUUUAGUGUUCAGUCAAAACAUCAUGCCACCUCAAAACCUGGACUAUUAUGGCCCAAAUGUGAUGCAAAGCCAGUAUGUUUCCAAAAACACGCUGUACGCUUCUGCACGCCUUAACGGCAGCGAUCCCUACGCGUCCUUCACCUCCGGAUCCGCAUUUCACCCCGUUAAGCAGACCCCGCUCUACAUAGGGUACAACUACUCCAGGGUGCAGUCCAACAGCUCAGACAGUAGCUUUGGAUUGCGUAUCUAAGUUGCAGCCCUAUUUUUACAUUAAUUUUUAAAGCUACACUGUGUGAUUUUUACCCCCAUCUAGCGGUGAAAAGGUUUAUGACGAUCCAGUGAAUACUUUCUGUUCCUCUCAAUUACGAUUUCGUUUUAACUCCUACGGUGGCCAAUGUAGUCCAAGAUUAACAUGGCUUC
This is a messenger RNA of Pimephales promelas (fathead minnow), 1728 nucleotides long. RefSeq names its product claudin 8.3 (gene cldn8.3). Gene Ontology annotation, cellular component: bicellular tight junction; membrane. NCBI's taxonomy places the organism in Eukaryota, Metazoa, Chordata, Actinopteri, Cypriniformes, Leuciscidae. The record is from RefSeq and is a predicted model, not a curated record. Gene Ontology annotation, molecular function: structural molecule activity.